AUGGGAGGCCCGCUUCUCUACUUUGUUCGACCUCGACUCCCCAUUUCCCGGACGUCUCGUUCUCGACCAUUGGAUUUCCGCUUUUUGCGGAACCCGACGUUCGUCGUCUACGAGACUGGGAACAUCCUCGAAGCAAUGGGGUACUUUCUGCCAACAAUCUAUCUUCCGACCUACGCGCGCAGCCUGGGGGCAGGUGGUAUUCAAGCUGCGUUAACCGUCAUACUGUUCAACCUUGCAUGUGUGUUUGGUUGCAUUAUUAUGGGCUCCAUGGUGGACCGCUUCCAUGCUACUACCUGCAUCCUCGCCUCCACUAUCGGAAGCACCACUGCGGUAUUUCUAAUAUGGGGACUUGCCGACUCUAUGGCACCUCUCUACAUCUUCUGUAUCUUCUACGGCCUCUUUGCCGGCUCUUUUACCUCCACAUGGCCGGCCAUUGUCAACGAAGUCCGGAAGAAGAGUGUCUACGCGGAUCAGAGUAUUAUUUUUGGAUUUCUGUCUACCGGUCGGGGCAUUGGCAACGUUGUCAGCGGCCCUCUUAGCGAAGCUUUACUCAAGACCGACUCCUGGAAAGGCGUGGCUGCGAAGGCAUAUGGGUCCGGUUAUGGUCCCUUGAUAGCUUUCACUGGGGUUUCUGCCCUUCUCGGCGGUUUUGGCAUUCUUAUGAGGUCGUCUCGGCUCACGUAA
This is a messenger RNA of Aspergillus melleus, 684 nucleotides long. RefSeq lists its product as uncharacterized. Gene Ontology annotation, cellular component: fungal-type vacuole membrane. The record is from RefSeq and is a predicted model, not a curated record. Gene Ontology annotation, molecular function: transmembrane transporter activity. Gene Ontology annotation, biological process: transmembrane transport. Lineage: Eukaryota; Fungi; Ascomycota; Eurotiomycetes; Eurotiales; Aspergillaceae. Bases 1 to 684 code for a protein of 227 amino acids. The transcript has a single exon.